UCAUAUUUCCGGGGCUGCUUCAAGAAUGUAAACUAUUCAACAUGGAGACUGUUGAUAAGCUGGAGGCGAUGCAUGCAAAAGGACCACCCUGAUUCCUUGCUGUCUGUCCAGUGCCCCUUUUAUAUUGUACUACUGAUAACCCAGUUAUUAAAGCAGUGCAAUGUUAAAAGGGCAUUGGCCAGGGAUUUUUCUCACAGUUCCAGAAAGCAGAGGCUGGUAUAGAAUAUGUGGAAAAGCAGCUGAAAUUUGACUUCAUGACCAAUGCUCGAGAGGCUGGCUCAUUCGAGGGAAACCCAGCUCAGUUGUUGGAGAACUUAUCGUGUAUCAAAGCACGGCAUGCAGCCCUGUGUGCGCAGGUGGAGGAGAUCGUGGCAGAACAGAAACAAUCUAUGGACUCGAUACGAGCUCACCUGGACACCACAGUGCAGCUGGUUCAACAGCUGCAAAACACAUCAGAUACACAGGCUGUGCCUACAUUAGAACCUCAAAGUCAAGCACAGUCUAAAUCACAGAUUGUGUGUGAAGAGGUGACUGAGGGGACAUUUGAGACUGUCCCGCAGAGCAUACGUGGUAACUUAAAGCUGGAUGACCUCAACACAUUCUAUAAGCAGUUACCCGAGUACUUCACAGAUAAGAACAGAAGGCCAAUAGGCACGCAAAGGAUGAAGGAGUUGAACAUGAAUUUCAGUGACUCUGCAUUGAAGACUUUACAGCACCUUAAACUCAUUGAAUUAGAGAAGAAAGGACUUGUUUCGUUGCUUUCAUGAAACCGAAAAAUCAGAACAAACUGGAGACUGGCUAGUUUUAGGAAUGCAUUCCCCCAACUCAAUAAGUGUAAAGCAUGGAUGACUGGCAAAAAAUAGAGAAGACACUGGUCCUUAAACUUUAGUACAUCUGUCAAUCUGGACUGCAUUUAAAAAAAUAUAUUUUGUUACACCAGUGAAAAAAGACAAAUUUGCUUUUAUCAUUCCAGAGCCUUUUAAUGAAUAAACUUAAUUAAAUGUAGUUGUAGGUUUUUUUUGUCCCAUGUCUUGAGCAAAAUGUAUUGCUGCUGUAUGAAAUUUUAUCUUGACCUGAUUUAGAAUCCUUAGAUUUAUAGAAAGAGGCAAAAUUGACCAGCAAAAGUUUCCUGCAGUACUUUAAUAAAGAGAAGCAGCUGUUUUUAAGUAAUUUCAGUUAGAAAAGGCCCCGGCAAAGAGAACCAAAUUGUAUUUUAAUGUAAUACAGUAUAUUAUAAAACAUUUUAAAUAGGUGACUUAUCAAUUCUUUAAGUAUGCAAUAAAAUGUCUUUUAGUUUUGUA
This is a messenger RNA of Myxocyprinus asiaticus (Chinese sucker), 1301 nucleotides long. RefSeq names its product spindle and kinetochore-associated protein 2-like. The record is from RefSeq and is a predicted model, not a curated record. Bases 255 to 767 code for a protein of 170 amino acids. The transcript has 7 exons. Gene Ontology annotation, cellular component: outer kinetochore; spindle microtubule. NCBI's taxonomy places the organism in Eukaryota, Metazoa, Chordata, Actinopteri, Cypriniformes, Catostomidae. Gene Ontology annotation, biological process: cell division; chromosome segregation; mitotic cell cycle. Gene Ontology annotation, molecular function: microtubule binding.